Molecule: messenger RNA, 1365 nt
Organism: Platichthys flesus (European flounder)
Lineage: Eukaryota; Metazoa; Chordata; Actinopteri; Pleuronectiformes; Pleuronectidae
Gene: kctd6a
Product: potassium channel tetramerization domain containing 6a
Exons: 6
Coding region: 200-919 (239 amino acids)
Biological process (GO): protein homooligomerization
Molecular function (GO): protein binding
Source: RefSeq, a predicted model, not a curated record
CCUGCUUCCUGUGAAUCAGUGUAAAUAAACGAAUCAUCAUGGCUGCUGCCGCUGAGGCUCAGCUCAGUGUCUCCUGCGGAUGAACCCUGCUCAAGCAGCGAUGGAUCAGAGGUGUUGGUGGAAAAGCGCAGAAAUGAUCUUCUGGACAAUUUGACCUGAAGAGAACCAACACAGGCUGUGAGCGACUCCAGGGCUGCAGAUGGAGAAUGGAGACCUGGGUCACAUGAUGGGGGCGCCAGUUACUCUGAACGUUGGCGGUUCUAUGUACAGCGUGACUAUGUCCACGCUGCAGCGUUAUCCAGAAUCCAUGUUGGGAGCCAUGUUCAGCGGAGACUUCCCCACAGUGAAGGACUCCCAUGGAAACGUUUUCAUCGACCGCGACGGUCCCCUGUUUCGCUACGUCCUCAACUUCCUGCGGACGUCGGAGCUCACGCUGCCGUGCGACUUCAAGGAGAGGAAGCUGCUCAGGAAGGAGGCGGACUUCUAUCAGAUCGAGCCCCUGAUCCAGUGCCUGGGAGACCCCAGACCCGGGCUGCACUACCCCACUGACUCUUAUGAGGAGGUAGUGGAACUGUCCAGCACCAGGAAACUGUCUAAAUACUCCAACCCUGUUGCAGUCAUCAUCACCCAACUCACCAUCACCACCAAGGUCCAUGCAGUGUUGCAGUCCAUCUCCAGCAGUUUCACAAAGUGGAACAAACACAUGAUGGACACCAGAGACUACCAGGUGUCCUUCACCUUCGGACCAUGUGACCACCAACAGGAAAUCAGCCUGCGUGUCCACUUGCUGGACUUCAUCUCUAAAGCUGGUUUCGCAAUACGCAACACGCGUGUUCACCACAUGAGUGAACGAGCCAAUGAAAACACUGUGGAACACAAUUGGACGUUCUGCCGACGAGUUCGGAAAGUUAAUGACUGACGGAUUAACACGAGGGAUGGACUGGUCGUACCAUGGUGUCUUCAGAGAGACAGAGAUCUGUUGGUGAUGGUGGUUUUGUUGAUAUGUGUUGAUGUUUUGCAUGAUGUGUGUUUGUGAGUCUACUCAGAAGAGUUACUGUCAGGCUAGCACAUUAGCCGCUUUUGGUACAAUAUCGUAAAGAUUUAACAUAUAUCUCGUUUGCUUUUUUUAUAAACAUACUGUAUAAACAUAUUGAUAAUACAACAAUGUUUUCGGAAAUAGUGGGCUUUCAGGUUAGACUGUCUGAAGACGAAUGACAAGAUGGCUUCCAAAGGUGAAGCCAAAAUAUCUUGAGCGCUCCCUGGUGGCUGGUUACAACAUAGGUCUUAAACCCUUCCUCCUCCACGACAACAGAGAGAACUUGGACCAAAGUACAGAUCAGCCCGAUCUAAAAUCUGUUAAAUGUC